Molecule: messenger RNA, 1092 nt
Organism: Stylonychia lemnae
Lineage: Eukaryota; Ciliophora; Spirotrichea; Sporadotrichida; Oxytrichidae
Source: the annotation of a GenBank genome assembly
AUGAGUACUGUUUUAAAAAAUGACUUGAAUGAACCUCUAUUGCCAAAAUAGGACAUCGAAACAAAAGCCUCAUCAAAUGACAUUAAAAACACCAGCAGAUUAGCCAGAUUUUUUGGAAAUUACUAUCUAUACACAGGAGUACUUGUCGCAUUGUGCUAUGGAUCUCAUAACUUUGUUCUAUAUGUCAGUAUUGGCCAUGCACUUGAACUUAGAAUGCUGUACUUGAUUCAACUGGCUCACCUUAUUUUCUAUUUUAUGUAUCACAUAUAAUACGCCAUUGAAAGCAAGCAAAUGCAUGGAUCAUUUUGGUCAAAAUCUAGAUCAGCAUAUUACAAAGAUGAUGGUACCUUAAACAAACUUGUGCUAUUUAUCAUCUUUGUCCAAUCUCUCCUGUAGUAUGUAUCGUAAUAUGUCUUGUACUAUAUCUUGGAAACUUCUGUAAGAUCUGGAGUAAGUAAUUCCAUCAUUCUUUCAAUACAAGGUACCACAUCAAUCCUCACAGCUAUAGCAUUCUACCUUGUGUUCAAUGAGAAACUGGGUAAAAGGCAUGUAGUUGGGAUCGCUGCUGUAACUCUUAGUAUUGUACUUAUUGCAACAGGAAGAUACGAGGUUGAUGGUAAUACAAUAUCCUAAAAUGCGGGUAUUAAUGAAGCAGAUAGAUUGAGUGUCUUGAUACCAGUCUCAUUAUAAUUAUUCAAUUGCUGUAUAUUUGCUGCUCAUACUUUGAUUGCAAGAGUAGUAAACGUUUCAAGACUAUCCAUAUAUUAGUAUGCUGCUGACUCUCAAUCUUUAGCCUCUAUAGCUUUAACUCUCUAGGCUUUGUUUUAAUAAUUAUAUUUUGAGCCAUACACUUUAUACGAAUUUUCUAUGGUUUUCCUAAGUUCCCUACUUCUUGUUCUCGGAUUCAUUAUAUUUGUGGGGUCUGCUGCAUACGGUAAAGGUGGUCUUUUGUAAGCUAUCCUGAUGAUUCAAUCACCUUUCUAAAUGCUUUUGGAAAUUGUAUUUUUGCAACUCUAUCCUGCAAUUUUAGGAGUCUUUGGGAUGAUGGCAUGUCUACUAGGAGUGCUCUUCAUAAUUUUAACAAAGAAUUGA